Messenger RNA from Onychostoma macrolepis, 2498 nucleotides. Its product is annotated as E3 ubiquitin/ISG15 ligase TRIM25-like. The coding region runs from base 178 to 1911 and encodes 577 amino acids. Gene Ontology annotation, molecular function: protein binding; zinc ion binding. The transcript has 8 exons. Lineage: Eukaryota; Metazoa; Chordata; Actinopteri; Cypriniformes; Cyprinidae. The record is from RefSeq and is a predicted model, not a curated record.
GAAUAAAAAAAUAUAAUAUAAAUCUAUAAUAUUAGUAUAAUAUAAUAAAAUUAUAUUAUUAAAAAAUUAUUUGAGUGAUCGAUCCACCCCUCCCUUUUCUCAGAAAACAAAAGGGAGGCGAUCUCUGUUAUUUCAACUGCGUGCAAGAGAUGUGCUUCUGAAGGUUAAAGUACAAAAAUGGCAGAAUCUUCUGACGAUCAAAUUCCUUUUAACUGUCCGAUCUGUCUUCAUCUUCUGAAAUGCCCAGUAACUACAACUUGUGGUCACAGUUUCUGUAUGACCUGUCUUAAUGGAUUCUGGGAUCGGGGUGAUCAGAAGGGUGUUUACAGCUGCCCCCAGUGCAGGCAGACGUUCAGCCCAAGACCAGCACUCAGCAGAAACACUGUGCUGGCUGAAGUUGUAGAGAAAACGAAGAGAGAAGCACCAGAAGCAGGAACAGCCUCUCCUGUCCUGAGUUUUGCUGUUUCUGGAGAUGUGGAGUGUGACAUCUGCACUGAGACCAAACUAAAAGCUAUCAAGUCCUGUCUGGCAUGUUUGGCGUCUUACUGUGAAUCUCACAUUCAAACUCAUUAUACAUCUCCUGCAUUAAGGAGGCACAAACUGGUCAAUGCCUCACCUCAUCUACUGGACCAGAUCUGCUCCCAACAUGAUAAACUACUGGAGCUGUACUGUUGCAAAGAUCAGCAGCUGAUAUGUAUGCAGUGCGCUUUAAUCAACCACCAGAACCACAGCAUGACUUCACCUGCAGCAGAAAGACAAAAAAUACAGGAACAAUUGAAGUCAAAUCAGGAUGAUCUGCAAGAGGACAUGCUUCAGCGAGAGAUCAAGGUGAAGGAACUAAGACAAGCCAUGGACUCUUAUAAGAUCUCUGCAGAGGCAGCAGUGGAGCACAAUGAGAAGAUGUUUACUGAGCUGAUCAGCUCCAUGGAGAAGCGUCAAGCUAAUAUAACAAAGAUGAUCACAGCUCAGGAGAAAGCAGAAAUAAACAGAGUUGAGAAACUUGUACUUACACUGGAGCAGGAGAUCAAUGACCUGAGAAAGAGACAUGAUGAACUGGGGCAGCUUUCACUGAUAGAGGAUAACAUCAAUUUCAUUCAGAAAUUCUCAUCUCUUUCCCGCUACCAAUGUUCAAACUUGUGCACCAUCUCCAUCAGCCAACAUCUGACAUUUGUGGAAAUAGAAAAAGUUGUCUGUGAGCUGAAAACCCAACUAGAUGAUCUCUGUGAACAAGACAUAUUGUGGAUAUCAGAGAAAGUUCCUGCUGUCCAUAUAAUGGUGAACAAUGAAAAAGUCCCAAAAUAUUUGCCAUCCCAUCCCAAGACCAGAGAAGAGUUCCUUAUAUAUUCUUGUGAUCUGAAUCUAAAUUGCUCAUCAGCCUGCAGUCAACUCAAUGUAAACAACAAGUCUGUGUCAAGAAAUAAUUCUGAACAAUUCAGUAACUAUAUGGGCUCACCAUUUUCUUUAGGCCAAACAUAUGUAAGUACGUUCCAGGAACGUACAUACCAGGUGUUGUGUAAUGAGAGUCUAUCUGGACGCUGUUAUUUUGAAGUUCAGUGGGGAGGAACAGGUUGCAGUAUUGCAUUCUCUUAUGAUCAGAUUAGUCAAGGAGGUGGAACUUUUAUCUUUGGCUCUAACAAUAGAUCUUGGAAAUGUGACUUUCCAACAGCUAAUCUUAAUGUAUGGCACGAAAACCAACAGACUAACAUUUGUGUGAUCUCUAAAAUUGGAGUGUUUCUUGAUCAAGAAGCAGGAACGGUUUCCUUUUACAAUGUCUCUGACAAACUGACCCUCCUGCACAGAAUCCAGACCACAUUUAGUCAGCCCCUCUACCCUGGGUUUUCAUUUCAGAAUUGGGGAAAUUACUCCUCAGUGGCAAUUUGUGAUCUGUCAUCUCCAAAGAAAAAUGAGUAAAUCUAAUUAAAAGUGCUAGGGUUUUUUGCCCAUAUACUUCAGUCACUGGGCUGUCUUAAUGAAAGAGGUAUAUGUAUAUAUAUAUAUAUAUUAUAUAGAACUGAAUUGAAUAUAUAUAUUUCUUUUAAUUUGUGGAAUAACAGCCACUUUCUGUUAUUUGGUGUGAUUGCAUGUCAAAAGAUGGGUUGGUUUAUCGGGUGUUAUACUGUGGUUUUCUUUUUUUUCUUUUUUUUUUGGAUUGACCAAUUCCCAUUAAAAAUAGUGGAUUAAGGUUGAACUUCUAUGCAUUAUGCACAAUGAAUUACAUUUUUUUGUACAAACUGAGGAAUUCUCUGUAUACCAACAGCAGAACAGAUCCAUGAAAUAAAUGAAAAAAAAGUCUUGCUUGCGUUUGUUUUGAAUGCUUUUGCCUGUUUUUUUGUUGUUUUUUUUUUUGCACUUUUGCAUACGUUUGUUGCAUUGGAAUUUUUAGGUAUGUUAUGUACAGUAAUUAUCUGCAUUUUUGUUUAAUUGUAUAUGAUUUGAUUUGGAUGCACCGUAUUUUACAUAUAAACGUGCUGUAUGUCUGUUAGCUAUGCUUAGACUUU